AUGGUGCUGCUCUUCUGGCUGGUGCUGGCGCUGGUGCUGACGCUGGCCAUGCUGCUGGCCAUCCGCUGGGAAGACCUGACGGCCGCGCAGGCGGUGGUGGCCGCGCUCCGCGAGGCGCCCGGGCACCGUAAGCGAGCCCGCGCGGAGCAGGACGCCGCGUCGGGAGCGCACGCGGAGGACAAGGACGAAUCCAAGCGACUGUGCCGGAUCUCUGACGAGCUGGGUGUGACGGUCGGCGCUAUCCCGCUCGACGACGACGCCGAGACAAGCGAGCUGGAAUUUCCGGGCGACGCGCCCGUGCCAUGCGGAAAGCGCAGCUUCGCGCACCUGUCGGCAGAUGGCUCUGACAUGGGCGCCACUCCGUCGGACGUGACCGGCAAGCGGCAGCGCCUGUCCGUGAUGAGCGGCGAGGACAUCCUCUCGUCGCUGAGCUCGUCGGCGCCGCGGCCGCCCAGGAGGAAGCGGCGCGCGGAGGUGCAGACGCCGCCGACGCCGGCCGUUCCCAAGCGCCGCCCGCAGCCGGAGCCAGAGCCGCAGCCGGAGCCAGGCUCGGAGCCAGAGUCGCAGCCGCAGCCGCCGGCCGAGGAUGAGGACGGCGACCAACUGAUGACACCGGGUUCGCCGGUGCCGGAUGCGUCGCCGCCGCCCGUUCGUCCCACGCGCAUGCUCAGCUCGCCAGCUGAGCCGCCAGCCGAGCCGGUGUACCGGACCAACGAGGUCACCGUGGAGGGGUACGAGCGUGACCGGCAGCGGCGGCUCGCCCGCCUGCUGCGCGCCUUCGACACGCCAGGGUCGAGCGCGGCAGAGCGGUCGGCUGGCGAUCCGCCGGCCGACACGGCCCCAGUCGCCGCUGCCCCGGCGCCGGCCGCGGCCGCGAGCGGCGCCAGCCCGGCCGUCGGCCUCACCACCGCCACGGCGUUCGGCACCGCCGUCAGCACGACCGCCAGCCCAGCGGACGGCACUGCCGCCAGCUCGACCGCCGCUCAAGCUGUCGGCGUCUCCGAUAGCUUGACGUUCAAGACAGACACCGGCGCCUCCGCGAGCGCAACGGCCACCCCGUCAUUCGGCGCUUCCAUGACUGCGACUUCCACGCCAGCAGCUGGUGCCGCUAACGGCUUGCCGGCUAUCUCAUCGGCAGGUGCUGCUAUCAGUUCCUCACCCGCUCUGAAGUUCGGCGCUGCUACAAGCUCGGUGUCUACGCCAGCAUUUGGUGCCGAUUCCACUUCAGCACCCAAUGACGCAUUCGGAGCUGCCGCCAGUUCAGCGCCUACCCCAGCCUUCGGUACCGCCAUCAGUUCAGUACCGACUUCGGCAUUCGGUACUGCUACGAGCUCAGCACCCACCCCGGCAUUCCAGUUCGGUGGUGCUUCCAGUUCGGCACCUACGCCAGCAGUAGGUGCCGCUGCCAGUUCAACAUCUAUUCCGGCGUUCGGUGCUGCUGGUGGGUCAACGUCCACUAUAGCUUUCGGUACGGCUACCAGUUCCGCACCAACCCCAGCAUUCGGUACCGCUGUCAGUUCAACUUCCACUCCGGCUUUUGGUACUCCUAAUAGUUCAACACCCGCUGUGGCAUUUGGUGCAGCUACCAGUUCAACAUUCACCCCAGCAUUCGGCGCUGCAACCAGUUCAACGACCACUUCAGCAUUUGGUGCUGCUACAAGUUCAGCAUCAGCCCCGGCAUUCGGUACUACAAACCACUCAGCGCCCGCUGCGGCAUUCGGCGCUGCCACCAGCUCAGCACCCGCUGCAGCAUUCGGCGCUGCCACCAGCUCAGCACCCGCUGCAGCAUUCGGCGCUGCCACCAGCUCAGCACCACCUCCAGCAUACGGCGCUGUCGCCAGCCCGGCCACCGUCAAAGCAUUCGGCUCGCCGUUUGGCGGCGUGGGCUCCACGCCGGCCGCAGGCUUCGGCACCGCCAGUGCCCCGUCCCCGGCGUUUGGGGCUGCGACCGCGGCGACGCCCGCCUUCGGCUCGCUCGCUCAUGCCUCGUCGACCGCUGCGCCCUCCUGGCCCGCGGGCACCACCGCCGCCGCCGCCGCCGCUCCCGCCAACGGCGACGUUAGCGCCAGCUUCACCUUCCGCGCUGCGCCCGCGCAGCAGGCGUCCACCGCCGCCUCCGCCAUCAACCCAGCCGUCGCGCCGGCCGCCUCCGGGGCGUUUGUUUUCGGCUCCAAGGCUCCGGCUGAUCCGAAGCCCUCGUCUGGCUUCGCCUUCGGUGCCCCCGCGGUCAGCAGUGGCGCGACGUUCUCGUUCGGGUCGGGCUCCAAGACGGCUCCCCAGCCGGCGGCGGGCAGCGGUGGUGCCGCGUUCUCGUUCGGGUCGGGCGCUACGGCGACCCCUCAGCCGGCAGCGGGCAGCAGUGGUGCUACGUUCUCGUUCGGGUCGGGUGCUACGGCGGCCCCUCAGCCGGCAGUGGGCAGCGGCGGUGCUACGUUCUCGUUCGGGUCGGGCGCUACGGCGGCCCCCCAGCCGGCGGCGGGUAGCGGCGGUGCCACGUUCUCGUUCGGGUCGGGUGCUACGGCGGCCCCCCAACCGGCGGCGGGCAGCGCCGGUGCAACGUUCUCGUUCGGGUCGGGAGCCGCGGCGGCCCCCCAACCGGCGGCGGGCAGCGGCGGUGCUACGUUCUCGUUCGGGUCGGGUGCUACGGCGACCCCCCAGCCGGCAGCGGGCAGCGGCGGUGCUACGUUCUCGUUCGGGUCGGGUGCUACGGCGACCCCCCAGCCGGCGGCGGGCAGCGGCGGUGCCACGUUCCCGUUCGGGUCGGGCGCCGCGGCGUCCCCCCAGUUGGCGUCGUCACCGGCCACCUUCAGCUUCGGCGCCCCUGCGGCCAAACCGGUGGGCGUGGCGGGACCACUGGCCGGCGACCAGACGGCGGGAGCUCCCGUCAUUUUCGGCGCGGCGCCCAGCCCCAGCCCAUUCGGCGCUCCGGCGCCGGCGCCGAUGGCCGCCAGCCCGUUCUCUGCGACACCCUCUCCGUUCGGUACGCCGGCGGCCGCUCCAUCGCCGGCGUUUGGCUCCACACCCGGCUUCAGUAUGGGUGGCGCUGCCGUCUCGCCGCCUGCCGGAGGUGGCAUGUUCAGCAUCGGCUCGGCCGCGAUGGUGUAG
This is a messenger RNA of Pollicipes pollicipes, 3105 nucleotides long. Its product is annotated as ice-structuring glycoprotein. The coding region runs from base 1 to 3105 and encodes 1034 amino acids. The transcript has 11 exons. The record is from RefSeq and is a predicted model, not a curated record. Lineage: Eukaryota; Metazoa; Arthropoda; Thecostraca; Pollicipedomorpha; Pollicipedidae.